Triticum turgidum subsp. durum (durum wheat) is the source of this 2373-nucleotide messenger RNA. The record is from the annotation of a GenBank genome assembly. Lineage: Eukaryota; Viridiplantae; Streptophyta; Magnoliopsida; Poales; Poaceae.
AUGGACGCCAAACUGAUGGUGGCCACAGACCCUGGCGAUGUCAAGAAGUUGAAGGAUGUCCUCAACCAAGAGGAUGCUGUGGCGAUGGUCGUGGUGACGGCGGCGAGCAAGAAGCCUUCUGAGGAGGACCAACCACCUGCUGGUAACAUUAUCAAUCCCCUGCUACUGGUAACCGCGCGCGUGGGCUCUUGGGUGGGGCUGAAAAUCCUUCUCGAGAGGGAAGACGCAAAAAAGCCACCGAUGAUGAUUCUUACUCAAGAAUAUCUUGAGUUGGAAAAGAGAGGCAUUGAGAUCGCCCAGGGAAGAGAUGCAGUGUCAAUUGCUCGUGAUGUAGAAGAGGGCGCCGACCACCAGCCUGCUGCUUCGCUUGCAGCUGGAGCACUCCUCAUGGGCGUCACCCCUCAAGGGGAUACUGCACUGCAUGUGGUCGCCAGCACUAAUGGGGAGGGCCAGGAAUUCUUGAUUUAUGCCGGCAUCAUCUAUAAGAGGGACAAGAGCCUCCUGUUUGCGACGAACCACAAGGGUGAUACACCGUUACACUGUGCUGCCCGAGCUGGGAAACCCCAAAUGGUUUCUUAUCUCAUUCAUCUAGCUGCACGUGAUGGUGCCGACACGAUGCUCAGGCUGUUGAGAAUGGAAAAUAAGCGUCACGAGACGGCCCUGCAUGAAGCUAUCCGAGUUGAGAAGGGUAGAAUUCUGGGUCAUAAGGAGAGAACAUUGCUUUAUCCCGCUCAACCCGCUGAAGAAAAGAAUAAGCGUGUUGAGCAGAAAAGAAAAGAGGGUGUCCCAAAUGAAGAAGGCCAACGUCGGGUUCAUAUGAAUAAUGCUGACGGCGCACCAGAAGAAAAUAUUAUUGUGAAGUUGCUAAUGGGUGCUGAUCCCGAAUUGGCUAAUUAUCCUGCAGACGGCAUUUCACCCCUAUACCUUGCCAUCUUGCUGGAGAAGAGCACCAUUGCACUUACUCUAUAUGAUAUGAGUGAUGGCAAUCUCUCCUAUUCCGGAGCAGACGGACAAAAUGCCUUGCACGUUGCUGUUCUUCGAGACAGAGACACAGUGAUGGUAGAAUACCUAUUGAAUUGGGACAAGAGCCUUACUACACAAGUGGACAAAGAUGGGAGUACGCCGCUUCACUUUGCCUCAUCAGUGUUUUUUUGGAUGGGCUCUUAUCUGCAUAUUGAGCGCCUCCGCGUACGCCCAUGGUGUCGUUUUCUAUGGUGUCCAUGGAGAUCUACACGGACCCUCGAGAAAGUAUUGGAGGCGAACCGCUUAGCGCUGUAUCAAACAGACAAGAACGGAUCUUUCCCCAUACAUGUGGCUGCCUCUAUUGGUGCCUUAGGCGCCAUACGGUAUUUCCAUGUCAUUUAUCCGAAUAUUGUUGGACUGAGCGACGCUAAAGGGAGAACGUUCCUUCAUGUUGCUGUCGAGAAUGAAAGACUGCAAAUAGUCCUGUAUGCAUGUCAAACUCCAGGUUUAGCUUGGAUUCUGAAUAUGCAAGACAAUGAGGGGAACACUGCACUACACUUGGCUAUCCAGUCACGGAGCUUUACGAUGUUUUGUGCUCUAUUUGGGAAUCUGGAGGUGAAUUUGAAUCUAACAAAUAACCAUGGGGAAACUCCUCUUGAUCUAUCCAGAGGAGAACUUCCAAGGGCAAUGAGUUAUGGACUGAACCCUGAGAAUAGAAUACACAGCGCCUUGUGGUCUGUUGGGGCGAACCAUGGUGCCUUUCGCUGGGAUAAGGCUGAAGAAGUUUACCGUCAGGGUGUAAAGCCAGAAAAAGAUGCAGAAAUGCUGAAACAGGCAACACAAACGCUAAUCAUUGUUUCAGUCUUAAUAGCAACUGUGGCGUUCAGUGCAAGUUUUGCCUUUCCUGGAGGUUACCGAGCCGAUGAUCAUAAAAAUGGAGGCACGCCAACACUCUCUGGGAGUUAUGCUUUUGACACCUUCAUAAUGGCAACCACCUUAGCUUUCAUCUGCUCCACAGUAGCUACGGGUGGCUUCGCGGUUGCUGCAAUGCCGAUGAUUAACUUGAAUACCCGCAAGGUUAACUGUUCCUUAUCCGUGUUUUGCUUAUCGAGUUCAGUCACAUGCAUGUCUAUUGCUUUUGCAUUGGGUGUGUAUAUGGUGUUAGCUCCAGUUGCUCGCAGUACCACUGUUGCGGUUUGUCUUAUCACUCCGGCCGUAUUUUUAAGUAAAAACGUAGAGACUAUUAUUAAAUUGGCUAUUCUUGCACGACCGUUAUGUACUAGGAAAGGGUUGUUCUCAGGAAUGACAGAGUUAUUAAAGAUGCACACGCUCAUGCUGAUCGUGGCACUUUGGCCCUUUGUCGUUGCCUUCGGUUGGCCCGCCUUGGCAAGAAUCCACCACAACCGCUAA